Molecule: messenger RNA, 2051 nt
Organism: Jaculus jaculus (lesser Egyptian jerboa)
Lineage: Eukaryota; Metazoa; Chordata; Mammalia; Rodentia; Dipodidae
Gene: Hoxb6
Product: homeobox B6
Exons: 3
Coding region: 712-1386 (224 amino acids)
Biological process (GO): regulation of transcription by RNA polymerase II; anterior/posterior pattern specification
Cellular component (GO): nucleus
Molecular function (GO): DNA-binding transcription factor activity, RNA polymerase II-specific; RNA polymerase II cis-regulatory region sequence-specific DNA binding
Source: RefSeq, a predicted model, not a curated record
AGCGAUUGGCCGGCGCCGGUCAUGUGGCCGGGCGAUCGUGAACAUGAACUUUUUAUCAUUUCCCUGGUGGUUAUAAUGCAGCAUUCUUUUGGACACCACACCUAGGUCGGAGCACUGUCGUCCUUCAGGGCUCCAGCCUCUUGAUAUUUUUAUACUUCAAUAUCAGCUCAAUAGAGCUAAAGAGGGAGAGUAAGAGAGAGGGGGGAGUGGAGAGAAGAGAGAGAGAGAGAGAGAGAGGGAGAGAGAGAGAGAGAAGGAGGGGUGGGAAUUACACAAAAGAGAGAACCAAAAAUAAUUUUGAUUCCUAAGUUAAUUUGCUUGCUGAUCUGGGAUUUUUAGUCAUCAUGAAGGGUAAAUGGACACUCUGCUCAGGACUGCAGCCUGGUAUAAUUUUUCAAAGCCAGAACUUACUCCAUUUUCUAUGCAAAUGUCAGAAAAGCGAAACAAUCUCUUCCCCAAGUCUGAGAAGGGGAAGCGACGGCUCUCAGGUUGGGACAAUAUUAUCUGGAAGCUGAAGAAGAAACCGAACGCUCCUUUUCCCCCCUCCCUCCCAACCCCUUUGAAUCCGGAAGGGGGGGAAAUCCAAGUUCUACAAAGCUAAAACCCAAUCUCGGAUAUACUACUAAUAGGCGCGGCGCUCGGACUAUAAAACACAACAAAUCAUAAAGCCGGCGGCGGAGCAGCAGCGGGCCGCGCGCGCCUCCCCUCCCGAUGAGUUCCUAUUUCGUGAACUCCACCUUCCCCGUCACUCUGGCCAGCGGGCAAGAGUCCUUCCUGGGCCAGCUGCCGCUCUACUCGUCGGGCUAUGCGGACCCGCUGAGGCACUACCCUGCGCCCUAUGGGCCCGGGCCGGGUCAGGACAAGGGCUUUGCCGCUUCCUCCUAUUACCCGCCAGCCGGCGGGGGCUACGGCCGAGCGGCUCCCUGCGACUACGGCCCCGCGCCGGCCUUCUACCGCGACAAGGAGUCGGCCUGCGCGCUCUCCGGCGCCGACGAGCCGUCCCCGUUCCACCCCGAGCCGCGCAAGUCCGACUGCGCGCAGGACAAGAGCGUGUUCGGCGACACGGAAGAGCAGAAGUGCUCCACUCCCGUCUACCCGUGGAUGCAGCGGAUGAAUUCGUGCAACAGUUCCUCUUUCGGGCCCAGCGGUCGGCGAGGCCGCCAGACCUACACGCGCUACCAGACCCUGGAGCUGGAAAAGGAAUUUCACUACAAUCGCUACCUGACCCGGCGGCGACGCAUCGAGAUCGCGCACGCCCUGUGCCUGACUGAGCGGCAGAUCAAGAUCUGGUUCCAGAACCGGCGCAUGAAGUGGAAAAAGGAGAGCAAACUGCUCAGCGCGUCUCAGCUCAGUGCCGAGGAAGAGGAAGAAAAACCAGCCGAGUGAAGGUGCUGGAAAGGGAGGGGGGACGCGGAGGGAGAGAGGCCUGCGGGGAAUGGAGGGCACCCGAGAGCGAGGGUGGCUCUACGGGCGAGGGAGCCUGGGGACCCGAUCUCCUGCGCCAGACAGGAGGGGCCUAGCGCGCUCCCCGACGCCCCCGCCCGCAGAGCUCUCGCUGCGCGCUCAGAGGCGGCGCCGCCCGGAGCCCAGUCGGCACCCCAACGCCUCCUCCCUCCCCGAGGAACCCGCCUGGGCCCCCCCCCCCCAGCAGGCUCCCCAGUGAGAACUGAGAAUCAGACUCACUUGAUGUUUCCUGGAAGCGGAGCAAAAUGCUGUUGUCCGUGUCGAGUCUCAUUUCGUCCUUGUCCCCCCCACCCCCAGUGCACGGUUCAAUGGUAGAUUCGCUGGCCCCUCAGCAGGGGCCUCGAAGACUCCCUCACCCCAGACUUGUCUCUCCCAAACCCUCCCCAAAGCCACUGGAAGGAGCACAUACUACCUAGAAGUAAGAAGAAGAGUCUCAGAAGAAAACAAAGUUCUAUUUUAUUAAUUUUCUAUGUGUUGUGUUUGUAGUCUUGUCUUAGCUCUGGCCGUGACAUACUUCGGUAAUAAUAUUAAUAUUAUUAUUAUUAAUGAUGAUGAUGAUAAUAAUAAUAAUAAAGACGUGAAAACUC